Brassica rapa (field mustard) is the source of this 10123-nucleotide messenger RNA. RefSeq names its product putative phospholipid-transporting ATPase 9. The record is from RefSeq and is a predicted model, not a curated record. NCBI's taxonomy places the organism in Eukaryota, Viridiplantae, Streptophyta, Magnoliopsida, Brassicales, Brassicaceae. Gene Ontology annotation, cellular component: plasma membrane. Gene Ontology annotation, molecular function: ATP binding; ATPase-coupled intramembrane lipid carrier activity; magnesium ion binding. Gene Ontology annotation, biological process: phospholipid translocation.
CUGUUAUUUUCUGUAUAUCACGACUAAAACAAUGUUUGUUAAUUUCAUAAAGGCAUGAUGAUAUAACAUGGUGAUGUCAGUAAUGGUUUUGUUACGUGACAUGUGUGUAUGUAUGUUUUUUCUAGAUAAUAGUACUCAAGAGGUUGGUUAGAAGUAGAUGUUAAGGACCGGUGAGAUUUGUAGGUAGAGUGACAUGCGUUGGACAUUAGCCAAUUAGGCUUCUCUGUUUGCCUUCCCAUUUCUAUGCUCUUUUUCUAGUAUUGUGGCAGUUAGAUUUUACCAACUAUUUUUCUUAUCCCUUUCUUCUUCUUUUUCCAUUUUCCGUCUUGCUCACUUGCUAUUAUUUUGUGUGUGGUCCAUCGUUUUUACUUUUGUUUAUCAUUUUCUAUUAUUUUAAAAUUUUAAUGUUCUUUUACAUUUGUUGAAGUUAACUCACUUCUCGGUAUUUGUCUUUCUUAACUUGACCCUGCGGCAAAAUUUGGGUUUUGUAUAGGUGUUUAGUUUUAUCAUUGAAAGAGAGCUCUAGUUAUAGAAAUCAGGUUUAGAAUAUAGUUAUCUUUUGUCGUUAUCUAGAGCUUAACUGAAAUUUACCAAAAAGAAAAUAAAGCAUUUGAUGCUUUGAAAAUAUAUUUGAAUUCAAACCAUACACAUAAAUUGAAAAUUGAUUUGUAAAGUGUAGCUCUUUUUUUUAGCAACGUAAAGUAUAGCUCGAAAAGUAGUAAUAAAAAAAAAGAGAUUGAAGAGGCAAAAGAAAAUAAGACAACACUAAAGUUACAUAUAAUUGCUUCAAAAGGAUGACGAAAAAAAGACCAAAUAUGUUGUACUGACCAAAGUGGCCUCCUUAGAUGAUUCGAAUGGGAUGUGUACGUAAAAAUAUCAUCGGAAAUGCCAAGUCUCCGAUAUGAUAUUUAUACAUAUGAAACAACCUUCCACUUAAUUUUAUAUGGUCCAAUAAGUUUUGAUGAUUUAGAGAUUACAAAAGUAGCACAAUCAUUAGUCUAAACAAAUUCAAUAAUUAGCGAUCAAUCUAUAUACUGUUUAGUUAUAGGUAGCAAGUUUUUGUAUAUCCUCAUAUUAUGUAUUUCCUGUGUUUCGCUUAACAUCAGACGAUUCUAAACGUUUUAUCAAUUGUUUUUACAAGAUUUUGUGUGUGAGGGAAGUUGUUUCACUGUUUCGCUGCUAGUUUUGUUCUCUAUUUAGAGUAUUUCUAACCCAAGACCUUAUUUUAAGGGGAGUAAAACUUCAAAAUGAAGAUUUGAGGGUUGAUUACUCCAACCAUGAAUCCUCAAAAAAUAUUUUUAAAAGUUUAUUUAUUUGCAUUAUAAUCUUUGAUAUUAACAAAAGUUACUAAUAUUUAUGAAAUAAAUAACUAAAAAGCUCAAAAAAAAAUUACAAGAUAGUUUUGAGGUUGUAAAUAGUGAAAUUUCAAAUUUGAGAUUUCAAUAUUCACAAUCUCGAAACUAAGGAUUUGAAGUUAGGUUCAAAACUUUAAAAUUUGAAGAUUUGAGGUUGGGUUGAAGAUGUGCACACCUGAUAAUGGAUUGUGUUUGUUGUUUUAGUAUAUUCAAGUUUGUAGAGUGUACACAAUAUACAAAAAGCAAAAAACAAAAGAAAAUGUCAAGUAUACGGAAGUCUAAAUUAAAAUGUUAACCAUGAUUGAGAAAAUAUUUAGCAUUCAAUUAAUUUCUCAAAUCACAUUUGAUGGAAUAAUUGUCUCGGUUAACUGGAGAUUCCGUAAACCGCGUGGAUUUCAUCGUCAACAUCUUAAAGUAAUUAUCUUUAGGGAAAAAGUAUCGUAAAUACCAAUCACAACUUUAGACUAUAUGGCUACCAACUUUAUUUAAUUAUACAAGCACUUGAAAAAAAUUAUACUGGCCGCAUAAUUCAAAUAUUUCCAAUAAAUAUCAGAGAAUUAAUGAAUCAAAAAUAAAUAAAUAAACAUAGAUCUCUUAUAACAUUUCAAGAUUUAAUGAUAAAAAUGUAAUUAACCAGCAUAUAAUGGAGGUUUUACUCCCAAAAACUGGAAGAUCGACUCAAUUAAUUCUUUCGGUUUACUUUGAGUUGGUUUGGUUGCAUUCUAACGUUUUCUUUGCUAAGGUCUGAGAUUGCAUGUCGAAUCAGAAUUUACAAUUUGCUGUGUGUUUAUCAUUUGUGUUUAUCAUCGCUGGUAGAAAAUAGACAAUAGUAAAUGAGGAAUACUAAGUUAUGGUCUAUAGUCGACGAUCAUUAGUACUAUCUUUUAACAAAAAAAAAUUAAUUAUGGAUUUUAGCUUUCUGUCGGCUCCUACCAUCUUCGUGGCAAGCUCUCAUUAUUCAUGUCAACGUCAAUUAUUUAUUUUCUUCCCGUCAACGUCGAUUCAUGAAUAAAUAAUCGGUAUCAUGCAUUACUGCAUUAUUUAUAAAUUGUUCAUACUUCACACGUACGGACAUUUUAGAAACUUCUUUGCUCUUAAUUUCUUUAAUUUGCCUGAUACCGAUGAGGAGACACCCACCGAAGAUAUAUAAAUAACCAUUACAAAUAAUCAAAUGUUGGACACCGUUUUGUAGCUUGGUAGAUUUAUGAGUACUUUGGAUCAUGUUUAGGGAGUAUGUGUAUCUCUAUCAUCGUGUUCGAAAUAUAUUACUGCGUCAAUAUAUGUAAUUAUUCAAUGUAUGUUUGCUUAAUGAAAAUUAUGGUAGGCUUUGUAAACAAUUGACAAUAAGGGAUAACUGAAUAAGACAUAAUUUGUAUUAUAUAAUUACUGAAGCUACUCUCGUUUGCAUGGGGAAUCUUGGGGAUAUUCUCAUGGGCAUAUUAGUCUUUAUUGAGAGUGUGGCAUCUCGUUGCAUUUGCAUAAAACAAAUUAUGUUUUUUGAAGCUAAAUUCAUAGUAUAUUACAACUUUAAAAUAGAAAACUAAUUUUUUUUAUCGUAGAUUAGAUGUACCAAGAAUUACCACAAACCAACGGACCAGUAACUUGAAAAGUUGCGCAAUCGAUACUUUGACUAGUGAACCCGACCCAGGAAUAGAUGCAAAUUAUUUCGUGCCAAACGGUCACCACGCAUACAAUACAGCUCGAGUGUUUCGGUAAGAGAAACAAAUAGCGGUGUUGUUUAAUCAGAAUUUAGGUUCCCUCUUAGAUUUUGUCUUUCAAGAUUAUUCAAUAUAUAUAUAUAUAUAUUGUAAAACUUUUAUCUUGAUUCCCAAUGAAAAAACAUGAAUAUAUUUAAAACAUAAUCAAAUAUAUUUAGUUUUCUGAAUUGAUUUGUUAAUUAGGUUAACAUUGUAUUAGUUCGAUUUACCGGAUUAAACGCAUACGAAAAUACUGCAGACUGCUGACUUUGUCAUGUUUAGACAAAUGCAUUAAAAGUAUUUGGAUAAAGUGACAUAUAUACAAUAUAUUUAUGUGUUAUCAUGGUGGUUAGAAUAUAAGAAUAAGAAUUUAGUACAGAUAUCCAGAUAAUAAACAAAAUUAUCCCAAAUUCAGAUAUUUUGAGAAAAUCCCAAAUCUUGAAUUAGGUCUACGAAUCAUAUAAAAUCUAAUUGCUCAACUUUUUAAACAACUUCUAAACUACUGGAUAAGCCAUCAAUAAAAAAAAUUAAAUUGGCACACAUCGAUGUCAUAUUAUAAUAAAAUACGAGUCGACCUCUGAACACCGAGAUAAGUCAUGCGACAUAAAGCAAUUCAAACGUUAGUUAUAUGAAAAAAUCGGAUGCGUUCUCAUUCGCCGUAAAGUGAAAUUCGCUUGGUGCCAUAAUGACAAGUACCAGUGUACCACAUAUGAUCAAUUACCAUAUAUGACCAAUUAAUUAACUUUUAGAGUUCUGAUUCUAAGAGUGAACGAAGCAAAUCGUUUAUACAUACAGAGUAAAAAGUUGAGUUAGUGUGCAUACAUACAUGGUGAUGAUGAAUUCUACAAAUUAAGAUCACCCGUAAUACUUCAUUUAUGCGUAUAUGUACCUUGUGACUUUAUGAUAGUUUCUUUUUUUUUUUGUAACACAACUUUAUGAUAGUUUCUAUUGCUGACUUUUGCAAUAAACAAAAUAUUUUUUAUUGUACUUUUGUGUAUUUUAAAAAACAAAUAUUAAAAAUAAGUUACCUCAUAAAUAUUACUUCGUACCAAUUAUCAAAAUAUAUAAAAUUGACAAAAAAAUAAAUUCAUAAUAUUAAACAAACAAAUAUUAAAAAUAAAUGACCUCAUAAAUAUUACUUCGUACCAAUUAUCAAAAUAUAUAAAAUUGAGAAAAAAAUAAAUUCAUAAUAUUAAACUCGACUAGUGACACAAUAACAACUACAAUACUUCCACUGAGAGGGGACGCAUUAGGCCAUUCAUCUAGCAUUAACUAAGGUUAAGUCACGUACAUCUUCACACAUCGUGAAUUUGAAUUCACUAACGCUAAGAUCUACCCACGAAUCCACGAUCACACACUUUUUUUUUAACUGCACGAUCACACACUUUAUGUCAGAGGUACAUAUAUUUUCUUCAACGCUGUUUAUAAGCUGGCUAGACACGAAAAUUAGACCUUAGAUCACAUUUUGACAAAAAUGAACCUACUCUCGCGUCUCCCGUUCUUAACCACCGAAGCCAUAUUCAUUCAAUAAAUGAUGCAUACCGAACUAUACAAAGCCGGUGGCAUGUUUUAUGCAUUAAAUCCAAAGUCCCCUAAUAACCCGUACCAAAUUCUUGAGAAUAUAAAGUCAUUCCCCCAACUCAUUGAGCAAAAAAAUAUUUCAUUAUUAGCACUAUUAUGAUAAAUUGAGUGUUUGUGAGAUUUUGAAUUUUAAACCAAACAAAAAUGUGCAUAUGAUAUGUUGACAUGCAUGAUCUUCCAUGUUUAAAUUCUUUUAUCUAAAUUGUUUGAACUACCAUCCAUUCUUGUAUUGGAUCAGAUCUGAUUGAGUUAGCUCAAAAUUCCCUUCACUAUAUAGUCUAUAAGCAAUCCAACAGUAUCAUAAAAAAAAGAUAUCUCCAUAUGAUCUCAAGACUGUGGUUUUGUCUGGUGGGAUCGGAUCAACUUAAUAAUAUGACUAUGGAAGAUCGGUUUUAGUGUGCUUUUGGUGAGUCUUAUGUGACGUGACUACCUUCGUUCAUCAGUACUCAUUAUAAUAUGAAAUUUUGCAAUCAACAUAAGAACAUCUUAUAUUUAAUUAUUCCAUUUUUUAUAGAGUUGUACUCAUUAUAUAUAUUAUUAGUCAAAGAGAAAAUGAAGAAAAGUAAUAUGAGCAUAUAUAAUGGUUCAAAAAUAGAAUAAUAUCACAUUUUAAUUAGAGUAAUUAAAAUGUACAGUCCUCCUAUUUAUGGUUGGGUUAAGACCAGAAGGAUCAAUCCUUUGUUGCAAGAGUUUAACAACAAAGGUACGGGCAUUUUUAUACUACUAAUAAAGAGAGAAUAUCUAUACUACUAAUUAAAUAAGAAGAAUUCAUUCAUGCAAUAGAUGAAUUUUAAAGUGUGUUUGACCCGCAUUUUGUGUGUUGGUCUCACCUUCUCUCCGCCACGACGGCGCAUCUAAUGUUCCUCCAAUCGAUUCUUCUCCUUCUUCAUCUCUCCCCUCUCUAACCAAAAUUAAUUCUCACUUCUUUUUUUUUUUUUCUCGUAUGUUCUUCUGAUAAUCUGACAAUCAUUAGAACAUACAAAUAAUUAAAAAAAAAGAAGUCCAGUUUUCUGUGUUCUGUCUGUACACAGAGCAAACGUUUGUUUCCUUCUAUUGAAUGCUUUUAAUUAUUUUUCUUUUAUGAGAGGAUUUGAGAUUUGCUGUUGUUAUUCCAUCAAACAUUAUUAUUAAUUAUUUCUAGAAAGGGAACCAUGACUUGUCCGAAUCUUGGCACUUUCUCUCUGUUUCUUUCUUCCUCGUCCUCUUCGUCUUCCCAAUUUGUUUGGAUUGGCAGAAGAUCAUUCUGGCUAUAAAUUCAUAAAAAUCCAUGAGAUCUCUCUCACUCAAGCUCCAUUUUCUUGGUUUAUCAGAUUAUAAAGAUCUUCACUUUCUCAUAGAUCACAACCUUUCGUAAACACCCUUCUUGAUCUCAGCUCUCUCUCACACUUCUAAAUCCAUUUUCCCUAGAGAAAAAAACUCUCAUUUUCCCGACAAAGAAAGAAAACAAAUUUAGGUAACCGGAGAGAGUCGCAGAAAACGAGGUCGGAGAAUAAAACCAGUCACGGUCUUGUCUGCUUUUCUCCUCGGUUGGUUUGAGAUCUCUCAAUGGCAGGAAGUGGACUAAAGAGACGAAGGAGGAGAAGAAUACACUUGAGCAAGCUCUACACACUCACGUGCACUCAAGCGUUUUUCAAGCAAGACCACUCUCAAAUCGGAGGACCCGGUUACUCUCGUCUCGUCUUCAUCAACGAGCCUGAUUCACCCGAAGCUGACUCGAGCAGCUACAGCGACAACUACGUGAGAACAACCAAGUACACUCUCGCCACUUUCUUGCCAAAAUCACUCUUUGAGCAGUUCAGAAGAGUCGCAAACUUCUACUUCUUGGUCACUGGGGUCCUGUCUUUCACUCCCCUCGCUCCCUAUACUGCUGCAAGUGCCAUUUUCCCUCUCCUUUUCGUUAUUGGUGCUACUAUGGUUAAAGAAGGUGUUGAAGAUUGGCGCCGCAACAAGCAGGAUAUUGAGGUGAAUAAUAGGAGAGUUAAAGUGCAUAGAGGAGAUGGGAACUUUGAUUCCAAGGAGUGGAAGACUCUAAGCGUUGGAGACAUAGUGAAGGUAGAGAAGAACCAGUUCUUCCCUGCAGAUCUUGUUCUCCUUUCAUCUAGCUACGAGGACGCUAUCUGCUACGUAGAGACAAUGAACCUAGACGGCGAGACCAAUCUCAAAGUCAAACAAGGACUAGAAGUCACUUCUUCCUUAAGGGAAGACUUUAACUUCAAAGGCUUUGAAGCUUUCGUCAAAUGCGAGGAUCCAAACGCCAACUUGUACUCCUUUGUCGGCACCAUGGAGCUUAAAGGAACCAAGUACCCUCUCUCCCCUCAGCAGCUUCUCCUCAGAGACUCAAAGCUCAGGAACACCGAGUUCAUCUUCGGCGCGGUUAUCUUCACAGGUCACGACACAAAGGUCAUACAGAACUCAACUGAUCCUCCUUCCAAGAGAAGCAUGAUUGAGAGAAAGAUGGAUAAGAUCAUCUACCUCAUGUUCUUCAUGGUGGUUCUGAUGUCAUUCAUUGGCUCCGUCAUCUUUGGAGUCACAACAAGAGAUGACUUCAAGGACGGUGUGGUGAAGAGAUGGUACUUGAGACCAGACAGCUCGAGCAUCUUCUUUGAUCCCAAGAGAGCUCAUGUUGCUGCCUUCUAUCACUUCCUAACAGCGGCUAUGUUAUACAGCUACUUCAUUCCGAUAUCUUUGUAUGUCUCGAUAGAGAUUGUCAAAGUCCUUCAGAGCAUCUUCAUCAAUCAAGACAUCCACAUGUACUACGAGGAAGCCAACAAGCCGGCUCGUGCAAGAACCUCUAAUUUAAACGAGGAGCUUGGUCAGGUGGAUACAAUUCUCUCCGACAAGACGGGGACGUUGACUUGCAACUCCAUGGAGUUCAUCAAGUGUUCUGUCGCCGGGACGGCUUACGGCCGCGGUGUCACUGAGGUUGAGAUGGCUAUGGGAAGGAGGAAAGGCUCUCCUCUGGUGCUUCAGGGCAAUGAGAGCGAUGAUGUGGAGUACAGUAAGGAACCGUUUGCUGAAGAGCCGACAGUGAAAGGGUUUAAUUUUAGAGAUGAGAGGAUAAUGAAUGGGAACUGGGUCACUGAACCUCACGCUGAUGUUAUUCAGAAGUUUAUGAGAUUACUCGCGGUGUGCCAUACGGUGAUACCUGAAGGGGAUGAGGACACAGAGAAGAUCUCUUAUGAGGCUGAGUCUCCUGAUGAAGCAGCUUUUGUUAUUGCAGCAAGGGAGCUUGGGUUUGAGUUUUAUAACAGAACUCAAACUAGUAUAUCUGUAAGAGAGCUUGAUCUUGUGACUGGUAAAAGAGUUGAGAGGCUGUACAAAGUGCUGAACGUUCUUGAGUUCAACAGCACUAGGAAGAGAAUGUCAGUGAUAGUGCAGGAUGAAGAUGGGAAGCUCUUACUACUUUGUAAAGGAGCAGACAAUGUUAUGUUUGAGAGACUUUCUAAGAACGGUAGAGAGUUUGAGGUGGAAACAAGGGACCAUGUGAACGAGUACGCUGAUGCAGGGCUGAGAACAUUAAUACUUGCAUACCGUGAACUUGACGAGAAAGAAUACAAAGAUUUCAGUGUGAGAAUCAGUGAAGCAAAGAGCUCGGUUAGUGCUGAUAGAGAAUCAUUAAUAGAGGAAGUCACGGAGAAAGUUGAGAAAGACUUGAUCCUUCUUGGAGCUACUGCUGUUGAGGAUAAACUCCAAAAUGGAGUCCCUGAUUGCAUUGACAAGCUAGCACAAGCAGGAAUCAAGAUUUGGGUUUUGACUGGUGACAAAAUGGAGACCGCUAUCAAUAUUGGUUUCGCCAGUAGUUUACUCAGACAAGACAUGAAGCAGAUCAUAAUCAACUUAGAGACCCCUGAGAUCCACUCACUGGAGAAAACUGGAGAGAAAGAUGCCAUUGCAAAGGCAUCAAAGGAGAAUGUCUUAUUGCAGAUAAUCAAUGGAAAGGCUCAGCUAAAGUAUGCUGGUGGGAACUCUGAUGCUUUUGCUUUGAUCAUUGAUGGGAAGUCACUUGCUUACGCCUUGGAUGAUGAUAUAAAACACAUCUUCUUAGAGCUAGCCGUUGGUUGUGCUUCUGUCAUUUGUUGCCGUUCAUCACCAAAACAGAAAGCUCUGGUGACAAGGCUAGUAAAAUCUGGAAACGGUAAAACAACUUUAGCUAUUGGUGAUGGCGCAAAUGAUGUUGGAAUGCUUCAAGAAGCAGAUAUUGGUGUUGGUAUUAGCGGCGUGGAAGGCAUGCAGGCUGUAAUGUCAAGCGACAUUGCUAUUGCUCAGUUUAGAUAUCUGGAGCGUUUGUUACUAGUCCAUGGACACUGGUGUUACAGGCGCAUCUCAACAAUGAUUUGCUACUUCUUCUACAAGAACAUUACGUUUGGUUUCACUCUUUUCUUGUAUGAAGCAUACACAACAUUCUCAUCAACACCUGCUUACAACGAUUGGUUCCUGUCUCUUUACAAUGUUUGCUUCUCGUCCCUUCCUGUUAUUGCUCUUGGUGUCUUCGACCAAGAUGUAUCUGCACGCUAUUGUCUCAAGUUUCCACUGUUAUACCAAGAAGGUGUGCAGAAUGUGCUCUUCAGCUGGCGGAGGAUACUUGGAUGGAUGUUCAACGGAUUCUACAGCGCAGUAAUCAUAUUCUUCCUCUGCAAAAGCUCUCUUGAGCCACAAGCUUUCACCCACCAAGGCAAAACCCCUGGGAAAGAGAUCUUAGGAGGGACAAUGUACACAUGCAUCGUCUGGGUUGUGAACUUGCAGAUGGCAUUAGCCAUCAGUUACUUCACACUCAUCCAGCACAUUGUCAUCUGGGGCUCCAUCCUCGUCUGGUACCUCUUCAUGACCGUCUACGGAGAGCUUCCAUCAGAAAUAUCAACCAGUGCGUAUAGAGUCUUCGUUGAAGCUCUGGCGCCGUCGCUUUCUUACUGGGUCAUCACUCUCUUUGUGGUUGUAUCUACGUUGCUGCCAUACUUCAUCUACUCCGCGGUUCAGAUGAGGUUCUUCCCAAUGUACCAUGGGAUGAUACAGUGGCUGAGGUAUGAGGGUCAGUGUAAUGACCCUGAGUACUGUGAUAUGGUGAGGCAGAGAUCUAUAAGGCCAACAACGGUUGGCUUCACCGCGAGAUUAGAAGCUAAAAAGAGAUCAGUGAGGAGAUCAGAGCCUGAAUCAUGAGUUAACCAUUUUACAACUGACUUGCCAGGACGUAAAUAGACUGUUAACCAGUUGUUGUACAUUCUGAUUCUUGAGCGCCUUGCCUGAUUAACAAAGUAGAUUCUUACAGUGAACUCUGAAGAUUAUAACAUCAGACUUCCCAGUAGAGAGAUAGAGCCAGUGGUUGCAUCUAAGUCUUUUUUUCUCUUCUUUUGCUCUUUCAAUAUACCUUAUAAAUCUAUAGUGUCAUUCUUAGAGCAAUGAAGAGUGUAUAAGGAAGUUAUAUACCGCUUUGUGUCCUCUUAAGACAUCUUGUGCAAUGAGCAAUGACAAAGGAAUGAUCAUUGGUUUCUUCUA